AUGGACCAGCAAGCGAUCCUCGCGAUGUGCCGCGCGAAGACGUCCGGCUCGAGUAUCGCCACGGGCGUUCUUGAGGACAGAGCGACAGCAUUCUCGCUAAUAUACCAGCGGCGGCUCUGGGGCACCGGCGAGUCUGCGUCGGGACCUGGGAGCAGUGUAGCGAAUGCCCAAGGCGCCGCCCGUGCAGUGGCGGAGGUGGUCCGUUCGAAUGGCGUGAAGAGCCUGAUCGACGUUGGCUGCGGCGAUCUGAACUGGCUGGGCCCAGAACUCGCCUCGUUCCCACUUCUCCACGUCACUGCCAUCGACAUCGCGGCCGCCGCCUAUGCCUCGGCGUCGGCGGACCCGCGUUACGCGGCGGUCGCCUUCCGGGCGCACGACGUGGUGGCCAGUCCGCUGCCCGUGGCCGCCGAGCUUUUGCUAUGCCGGCAAUGCCUCAACCACAUGAGCGCCGAAGACGCGGUCCGGGCACUGAGGCACAUCGCGCAGAGCGGGGCGCGGCUCCUGCUCCUCUCACACUACGCGCGGGGCGACAACUCCGCCGAGAUGUUGACCGUCGGCGUCAAGUAUCGCUCCUGGAACCUGCAGCAGCCGCCUUUCUCGGACCUCCUCCCGCCGCCCGAGAAGUGCUUUGAGGACGAGUACAACGAGGAGCAGCGCCCGAACCCGAUGGUGCUCGCCUUGUACCGGCUGGGGCUGCAGUGA
Molecule: messenger RNA, 702 nt
Organism: Emiliania huxleyi CCMP1516
Lineage: Eukaryota; Haptophyta; Isochrysidales; Noelaerhabdaceae
Exons: 1
Coding region: 1-702 (233 amino acids)
Source: RefSeq, a predicted model, not a curated record